AUGGUUCGCCGCAUUCUGCGUCGACAUGGCACCUUUCGUCGAGCCGUGCUGAUAUGGUCGUUGGUUUCCGGAGUGGCGUGGGUUACGGCUUGGAGCAGGCGGGCCUUUUCCCUAGCGCGACCGGAACUACCAAAUUGGCCGGCCAAAUUGAACAAGGCAGAGAACGAUUAUGAUGAAGCGAAGCAAAAAUUGGAGGCUGAAUUUCAGAAAGAGCCCCAACAGCGAGACCAACAACGCAUCGAGUUCCUACAGAAGGCUAUGCAGAACGCGCAGAAGCGCUUAGAGUUUGCCCAGCAGAUGCUCCUGCAGGCGCAGUCGCCACCAUCCGAGGCCAAGAUCACGGAGGAUGUCAUCGACCAGAAGAUUAAGGACAAGGAGUGGCGCUUGCCAGAGAACCCAGAUGUCAGUCCCCUUUUCAACAGAGAGAAAGAAUUGGAGCAGGUUCAGAAUUACAUUGCCAAUCCAUUCGCUUUUGCCAACAAGGAUGGUCUGUUCAACCUGCUGGGCACAUCUGGAAUGAAGGGCAUCGGGAAGACCCAGUUGCUAUUGAACUCUUUGCAGGCUGUGGAGAACCUGUCGAACACCAAAGCUGUGUACUUCACCUUCAACAGACAUGGUGAUCUGAAAGAGAAGUUUCAAGAAUCGCGUCGACAAGGGCAUGAUCAUGCUAAGGCAUUGGGUCAUGCAAUCCUCACUGCGUGCUAUGUGCCCGAAGAGUUGGCCAUGACAUGCAAUUUGGACGAAUGCCUCGGCAUAGUUCGGAAGCUCGUGUCCGCAAGCAGUGACGAGCGACUGGUCAUUUUCAUCGAUGAGCUUGGUCUGCUCGAUGCAUAUGAAAAAAAACCAGUGGUUGUGCCAGUUCUUCAAUCCUUGAUGCGACAGAUGGACAAGCAAAAGGGCAAACUCGUUUUUGUUUUCUCGCAUCUUCUUGAAGAGAUGUUGAAGCGUGGGGCAACUGACGCGAGUGGUCGCAAGAUUGAUGGAAUACCUUUGGUUGCUUUGGCCAUUGACAUCUGGAGAACGAACCCCGACUUCAGCGAAUGGGCAGAAGCGGCGCGCAAGCACUCUGGUGUUCAUCAGUUGUUGCUGUCCUGCACUGGUCAUCCCCGUUGUCUCUUCGAGGGCUUGAGGGUAGUUGAGGACUUGUGUAAGUCGCCACCUCAGACGGCAACCGCUUUCGAACGAGCUCGACAGCAAAUUAUCAACGAGUGCAAGUUCGAUGGCAUGGAAUACACACUUGAAGAAAGCAUGUUGAUGCAAUGGUUCAGUCCGCUGGAGCAGAUGAACGAGACUGCCCUCGACCGUGCCGGCUUGCUGGUUCGUGUAAAGACAGGUUCAGAGAAGCGUAUGGAAGGGCUCAUGUUCCACUAUGAGGCGGUGCUUCGGAUUGCACUGGAUGGCAAACCCAUCGCGCUGAACAAGUUCUACACCACCCACUAUAUCGGGACGAAGUUCAAGAGGAUGCGGGGGCUCGUGGCAGCACUCCCGACUGACGGGGGCAAUAUCAUUGAGUUUGUGCAGGACUUUAUUGAGAUUGAUGCAGUCAUAAAAUUGCUGGAGGAGGGCGUCACGAUAGUCUCGCAGAAGCAGUCCGAAGAAGGCGUGGAGUAUCUCACGCCGUGGCGGCUGAAUGAUGCGGAAGGCAAGCUCGUGGUUGCCUGUGUCCAAUGCAAGUUUGUGAAAGACAAGGUCCCGUGGAGCAAUGUCAAGAAGCACAUGCACUCUGCCGUGGAACCCCUGAAGCAGAAGAAGAUAGAGGUUUUCCCAGUGAUUUAUGCCACGCCUGACCAGGGCACCAUCCAGGAAAACACUUACAAAGAUGGUGUCUACUUUAACGAGGUCAGCAUUUUCAAAUUCACGAGCAAGUUGGGCAUUCUUCGGCUUCACACUGAGAAACUCGGCAAGAGCCUGCAGAAGGAAGUGCCCGUGCUCAACCGCUCCAGAAGCGAGGUUGCAGAUGAGACAGGCAUCUUCGCUAUGAGUUCGAAUACAAGUUUCACCGAAGAUCAGACACAGCACGUGCGAAAAACAAUCAGGUUCCACGGUUUCAGUGAUUUUUUGGAGUAG
Messenger RNA from Symbiodinium sp. CCMP2592, 2067 nucleotides. Lineage: Eukaryota; Dinophyceae; Suessiales; Symbiodiniaceae. The record is from the annotation of a GenBank genome assembly.